This is a messenger RNA of Mytilus trossulus (common blue mussel), 2471 nucleotides long. Its product is annotated as sialin-like. Gene Ontology annotation, cellular component: membrane. The record is from RefSeq and is a predicted model, not a curated record. Bases 500 to 2356 code for a protein of 618 amino acids. Gene Ontology annotation, molecular function: transmembrane transporter activity. Gene Ontology annotation, biological process: transmembrane transport; monoatomic anion transport. Lineage: Eukaryota; Metazoa; Mollusca; Bivalvia; Mytilida; Mytilidae. The transcript has 11 exons.
UUACACGAUGUUAAGGUCGUGUUCACUAAUCAAAUGCGCAUUACAAUAGUCUGCAAAGGUUAUAUUUUAUUGUUGCAGCGAGCAGUUCGUUUGCAUUGAUUAACAAUCGAUGCUUUAAAUAUCUGAUGAAAUCGGUAAAUUCUUGCACGUAUCGAUUCCAGUCUCGGCAUGAAGGUUGUUGUGUCCUUUUACUGACCUUGAUGCAUGUUUCCGAUCAACGUUUUCGUUAAGAUGAAUUUAAUCGAUUAUAAAUAAUCGCAUUUUAUGUCAUUUAACAAAUAAUGAUUGUUAAUGGUAAAUGUCCUGAAAGUGUUUUUUAAUGAAACCAAUAGAUAGACAUAGGAAUACAUAUGUUCGAAUACAUUUAUAGUUGUUGUUAUUGAUUAUUGUUGGGAUUGACUUAAAAGUGCUGACGACAUGAUCUAACGAUAUUUCUGAAGAAAGUAUUACAUAUUGUAUAAGCGUUAUUUCAAUUCAGUUUAUUUGGAGAACAAACAGAAUGUCUGAAAAAUCAACAAAAUCACCAGAACGAGAUAUUAGAGACGUUGGGUCUCCCAAAGCAAGAUUACUCAAAAACCAACGAAGUCGUCAUGAUUCUGUUGCCAGUAGAACUCGUCAUGAUUCUGUUCUCAGCGGUCGGAGUGUCGGAAGCGGGAGUCUUCAUCGUCGUUUGUCAUACAGAAGACAGUCGAGUCUUGGUCUACCUCACUGUGAUUCUUUUAAGUCCAUGAUACUUGAAGAAAAGAAAGAAAUAGAGAUAGCAAAAGAAGGAGUUCCAUGGUGGACAUCUAAACGUUUAUGUUUAUCUGUAGUAUGCUUUUGUGGAUUUUUCUGUCUUUAUGCUCAACGGGUAAAUCUCAGUAUAGCAAUUGUUUGUAUGGUAAAACAUGGACAUUCUACGAACAAGGGCCAAACACUCGACAAUAGUUCAUUUAUAUACAAUAUAAGUUCUAACUUUACUUCUAAUGGAACUUUAUAUACACAUUCCGAGGACGAAACAAGUACAGUGAUCAUGAGAAGUACAACCAAACAGUGCCCAGUGGCACUGUCAACAUCAACUCUGAAGGGAGAAUUUUUCUGGGACAAACAACUGCAAGGUGUGAUACUUGGUGCAUUUUUCUGGGGUUACACCUUUCUACAGAUUCCUGGAGGAUGGUUGGCAGAAAGAUUUGGACCUCGGCUUAUUAUUUCAAUAGGAAUGAUACUAGUAUCAACACUAACACUACUUACACCUAUAUGUGCCAGAAUAAGUCCAUAUCUUCUAACUGUUUGUAGAGUAUUUAUUGGUGUGGGCGAAGCAACUAUGUAUCCCGGGGCACAGGUUUUGUGGGCAAAAUGGUCUCCUCCGGAAGAAAGAAGUAGAUUAGUGGGAUUUUCAUUUGGAGGAUGCCAGCUUGGAAAUGCCCUAGCUUUCCCCAUUGGUAGUUUAUUGUGUGCCUACGGCUUUGAUGGUGGAUGGCCUUCGAUAUAUUAUGUUUUAGGUGCUGUAUCAUUUGUAUGGUGUAUUGUAUGGAUAGUUUUUGUUCGAGAUUCUCCCGAGGAAAUGCCAGGUAUAACAGAUAUAGAAAAGAAAUAUAUAUUGCAUUCCCUUGGCGACGACGAAGAUCCAGAUGAUCAGCAUCUUCAUACGCAUACAGCGAAACCUUGGAAAAGUAUUUUGACGUCUGGUGCUAUGUGGGCAAUACUUAUAGCUAAUGCGUGUGGUAACUAUGGUGCUUAUAUGUUGUUGACGCAAAUGCCUACAUAUAUGAAAGAAGUUUUAAAGUUUGAUAUUAAGUCGAACGGAGUGUUUUCUAUGAUACCCUACUUGUUAUUUUGGGUUUUUAUAAUAAUUGCUGGAAUUUUCGCCGAUUUCUUCAUAGCUAGAGAGAUACUUUCCAUUGGUGCUACACGUAAACUAUGUUGUUCGAUAGGUAUGUUUGUUCCCGCCAUUUUUCUUGUAAUACUAGGAUAUAUGGACUGUUUUAAACAAACAGAAGCGGUCGUGCUACUCACAUUGUCUAUGGCGUUUUGUGGUUUUCAAUUUAGUUCCUUUUUCAUUAAUCACGGUGAUAUUGCACCAAAGUUUGCAGGAACGUUAUUUGGAAUCACCAAUAUGGGAGCUAGUGUACCAGGGAUUAUUGCUCCUUAUGUUGUUGGGGCAAUUACUCAAAAUAAAAAACCAGAGGAAUGGCGGAUAGCAUUUUACAUAGCCGCUGCUGUGUAUUGUGUGGGUGCUGUUGCUUACAUUAUUUUGGCUAAAGGUGAGGUACAAGAAUGGGCGGAUAUUAAUCACAAACAAGGACAAAAAACAGAACUUCACGAAAUACAAGAAGAGGAUCAAGAGCAUGAUGAAAAAUCAAAUAAUAAGGUGUAGUCUAUUCCUAAAAACUGUGCACAUGAUAAACAGGUUAAGCGAGGCAUCUCAUAUUUCGCAGAGAAAGAUAAUAUAUGAAAUGCCAUAUUUGGUUUGUUUAAAGUAAAAGUUUAAU